Morone saxatilis (striped sea-bass) is the source of this 2172-nucleotide messenger RNA. Its product is annotated as tumor necrosis factor receptor superfamily member 13B. The coding region runs from base 1 to 840 and encodes 279 amino acids. Gene Ontology annotation, cellular component: plasma membrane. The transcript is spliced from 4 exons. The record is from RefSeq and is a predicted model, not a curated record. NCBI's taxonomy places the organism in Eukaryota, Metazoa, Chordata, Actinopteri, Moronidae.
AUGGAUCAAAGCUGCCAGGAAAAUGAGUACAAGGAUUCCUUACUUAAAAAAUGUGUGUCCUGCAAAUCACAAUGCAACCGAUCAUACGUGACCCCAAGAUGCACCGUUUACUGUGAGAUUUCAAAUUGUAAGGCACUGCCUGGCCACUACCAUGAUGGGCUGCUGAAGAAAUGUCUGAUGUGCGCUGAGGUUUGUGGAAGACAUCCAGCAGAAUGCUCCAAACACUGCCAGAACAUCCCCUCAGCUUCGCCACCUCCCAUGAUCACUAAAAAGCUCCUGGUUGUUACCUCGCACGUGCCAAAUCCCAGAGGGCCCUUGGUGCUGUCAGCCCCGGAUGACCCCACUAUUCUGCUGUACUCCCUGCUGGCCCUGUGCAUGGUGAUGCUGUUCUCUAGCUUGUUUCUAGCCUUUGUCGUCAUUCUGAGGGGACCCAGGGCCAAAACCUCCAAGCAAACACCCAAGGAGGCUGACCACAAGCAGGAGAGCGUGAUCCAGCUGGGCCAGGAGGUUGACCAGCCAGGGCAGAGACCCCAAGAUUUCAUAGCAAAUUCGAGCUGUCCCACUGACCGUGAGCCAUCGGAUGACUCCAGCCCCACUGAGACCUGCGUGUGUGUCCACUGUUUCCCUGAUCUGAAAGCACUAAGCCAGGGCAGUGACAGGCCACCGACAGCACCUUAUUCAUACUACCCUCAGGUUGUCCUCCACAGAGCCCAGACCCAAAACGGAGGGCCUCUCUGGACUGACGAGAACUUAUACACCUCUGGAGCCGAGGUGCAGGAGCAGGCUAAUUUGCUGUCUCACAGAGCGGCUGGAAUGACUGAAUGUGUCCCCAGUUCAUAGGAGAUUGUCAGCGUACUAGACUUUCAAUCAGACUGUCGAUACUCUCACAGCAUGCAGCUUUUUUUGGGGGGGAUUGUGAAAAUUAAACAACUUGUGUUAAAAGGGAUGAAUGCUCAUGUACGACCCUGUCAACCCCUCAACAAGCAGAAACAGCGGGAAUGCAUCAGCAAGAAUUAGUAUAACAAAAUGCCUCUCAUGCUAAAAGAAACACAAAAGUAAACAAGUGAAGGAUGUCUCUCCAUUAGAAAUAUUUCAAAAGCUGUUGUGUGGUUGAUUCAUAUUAAAUGUGACAAACUCAUUUAUAUUUUGCUCUCUGAUGAAGGCAUGCUGACAAAAUGUGGAUUUUGGUGCCAAAAGGCAGUGAAAAGCAUUCUUAGUAUCACUGAAAAUAGGGCAAUGAGUUGACUUAUGAUCAAGGUUUUGUGGAGCUUGAAAGGCAGCAAUGUGCCCCGACAACAAUCUGACAGCAAAGAACUGAUAAAGAUUAACAGAUGCACUGCCUCAUGACUUCAGUUAAAAGUUUCACUUGAACACAUCGCAAAGGCUACAACCGACUUUUAUAAAACAUCUAUGCCUGGUCCAGUUUAAUUAAAAAGAACAGGAAACAUCAGGGUACAAAUCAGACAACUAGUUGGAUGACACUGUGGAUCUCGUUAAAUUAUCUUGCCAAAUGCUUAUUGAGAAUAGAAACUGGAAGCAUGUCUGAUACAAAGUUGCUACUGGCACUGUAUAGUUUGGCUUUUUAACCCAUGAUCCUUUCAUUAUGAAACAACAAGGACACGGUGGAGGUGAAAACCAAGGAUGGAACGGGUGAAGUCAUUGCUUCACUGAACUGAACACUGACUUCCUCUGAUUCAACAAACCAAACGGCUGUGACAAAGACUGACUACUGCUAGUGGUUACACAUUCGAAAACUACAAGUUAUGGUUACCCACAUAAGCUCAACGAUGACCCAACACCAUCAGACUGCUAAACGUGAGAUCGCAUUUCCAUAAGGCAUAAUUUCGGAGAACUAUAUAUUGACAGGAAUAGUUGUGUGUCUGAACAUGUUCAUUGCAGUUGAGCAUACUAUAGGAGAGUAUUCUAGGUGACAAGACAAGUUACUCUUAACUUGUCUUGUCACUAUCAUUACUUUAGUCUAAAGUAAUUCAUUGGUAAUUUUUUAUACCACCACUGGGAGUCGCCAAAGUCAGAAGUGUUCAAGUUCCACUGAUUCCUCUGUAAGGGCUUCAUGUUUAUAACAACCAAAUCUAAAUUACAGGGCAGAGGCAUUUACUGUCUGCAGACAUGUAUAUGUGCAAGUGGUGGUACAAACAUGUAACUUGUGUAAGG